AUGAAGGCACAGUGUGUUCACCUCUGUCUCCUGGGUGCGAUGCUUUUCCUCUGCUCAGUGCACACCCGGGAUCUCAGGAGAUGUCUGAUUUCCACAGAUGUGCACACUAUAGAAGAGAGUUUCCGAGGAAUCAAAAAAGCCAUCCAAGCUAAGGACACCUUUCAGAAUGUCACCAUCCUGUCCCCAUCGGAGACCCUGCACAGCAUUAAGCCCUCAGAUGUGUGCUGUGUGACCAAGAACCUCCUGGCGUUUUACAUGGACAGGGUGUUCAAGGACCACCUGGAGCCGAACCCUCAAAUCCUGAGAAAACUCAGCAGCAUUGCCAACUCCUUCCUCUCCAUGCAGAAGACUCUACAGCAAUGUCAGAAGCAGAGGCUUUGUCACUGCGGGCAGGAAGCAACCAAUGCCACCAGAAUCAUCCAUGACAACUACGAUCAGCUCGAGGUCCGAUCGGCUGCCAUUAAGUCUCUGGGCGAGCUUGACAUCUUCCUGGCCUGGAUUGACAAGCAUCAUCACGGAACUUCCGCUGCCGAAAGACAAGGAACCUAA
Camelus dromedarius (Arabian camel) is the source of this 549-nucleotide messenger RNA. It is a transcript of the gene IL19, whose product is annotated as interleukin 19. The record is from RefSeq and is a predicted model, not a curated record. The transcript has 5 exons. Bases 1 to 549 code for a protein of 182 amino acids. NCBI's taxonomy places the organism in Eukaryota, Metazoa, Chordata, Mammalia, Artiodactyla, Camelidae.